Messenger RNA from Helianthus annuus (common sunflower), 1354 nucleotides. RefSeq lists its product as uncharacterized. The transcript is spliced from 3 exons. The record is from RefSeq and is a predicted model, not a curated record. The coding region runs from base 546 to 905 and encodes 119 amino acids. Lineage: Eukaryota; Viridiplantae; Streptophyta; Magnoliopsida; Asterales; Asteraceae.
UAUGCAAAAGAGUUCGCUUUGACUAUUUUGGUGGUCAAAUUGAUUAAUCGUUGUUUGGUUCACAAUAUGCAUGCUUUUCUUCUACAAAUAAAGGUUUAUGAUUAAAUUCGUACCUUUUCAUAUGAAAUGAUGGGAGAUUCAUGCCUCUGGUGGAUUCGCCAUGGUAUUAGGAGAUUCUCCUCCACAUUCAGGUUCACUUACUCCCUUUGUUACUCUUUGUACACAUAUGUAGUGUGUCGUGUCUUGUCGCUAUUGUUGUUCUUCGUUCAAAUUUGUUUUUGGUGUUCAUCUAUUUAGUACACCAAAUUGAUUUAACUGGUGUUCAAAGGCCUCUAUCCAUGAUCAAAAGAAGGCAGUCAAAACACCGGCGCCUCUCUGGCGAACUGGCUAUUUCUAAUUUUCGAAUUCGUGUUGAUGAUAUCGGAGCCUCCGGUGUACGACCAUGUAAUUUGGUCUUUAGGAGCUGAUGAGUUGAAUCAGAAUUAAGAAAAUGUGGUAUAAACAACUUUUGCAAUUGGUAUUUCUUCACCCUGACAUUCACACAGAUGGCGUCGGUUACGCUGGUGAAUCUCUUGAGGCACCGUUUUGAGUUAUCAUCUGGAAGCGGGUCAUUAAGAAACCAUUGGUCUACUGACAUAGCAUGCAUACUAAAAGGCAGCGGAGUGACUUCUAUCUUACAACUUUCAAGAUCCAUGACCUGUUUUAAGGCAUCCUCUUCCUGCUUUGAUAAUUCCAAACAUGCGGAUAGCACCGACUCCAUUCCCUCUGUUACCGACGCUAUUUGCUUUCUACGUUCUUCGGUAAGACAAAGUUUUUUAUGCUUCCGAGGUCCACCACUAAACCCCUCAGCUUCAGAGCAUUCAUUGCUACUUCCAAUUCGAAAAGCCUACCACACACGUCAUUAAGUUCUGAUUGGUUAGUUUUGAUGUAGCUUUCCCAGUUGCUAGAUGUAUUCUUUUGUUUUCUAACUAUUUUUGAGAUCUCCAAAGUCUCCAUUUCCUCAAUGAUGCUGUUAAAAUCGUUGGUGUCUGAAAUUUUGUGUAUCAAAGCACCCAGUUUAUCCUUUUUUGUAUCCGACUGCUUCACGAGUGGCUUCUUGUUGACCUCCCACUUGUUCAAUCGCCGACUGGAUCGAUGAUGCUAUCUUUGUAUAUAGUUGGUGUAACAUGUUCACUUCAUCACAAGUAUUUGAUACAUGCCGCUUCAUUAUUAAGCCGAUGAACAAUCCGUUCCUUGCAUUAAGCCCAAUGAUGUGUAGACGGAAGCUGGCCUUGUAUUCCUUGUACAUUGUCGCAUUAAGUCUUCAUAUCCAACCAUGUUAUCAAUCUCUUCUACACAUUCAUUAUAUUGCCUU